Molecule: messenger RNA, 2457 nt
Organism: Phascolarctos cinereus (koala)
Lineage: Eukaryota; Metazoa; Chordata; Mammalia; Diprotodontia; Phascolarctidae
Product: protocadherin alpha-4-like
Biological process (GO): homophilic cell-cell adhesion
Cellular component (GO): plasma membrane
Molecular function (GO): calcium ion binding
Source: RefSeq, a predicted model, not a curated record
AUGAUAGACUGGAAGACCAGCCGCCUGAGAGCCCAGCAUCUGCUGUUCUCACUUCUGCUUCACACAGCCUGGAAGAUGGGGAGCGGCCAGGUCCAUUACUCCGUGCUGGAGGAAGCGAAACACGGUACGUUUGUGGGGCGAAUCGCGCAGGACUUGGGUCUGGAGGUCGGGGAACUGGUGACAAGGCUGUUCCGGGUGGUGUCCAAGGGUCGCCGGGACUAUCUGGAGGUAAAUGUGCAGAACGGCAUUUUGUUUGUGAAUUCGCGGAUAGACCGGGAGGAACUGUGCGACCGCAGUCCUGUUUGUAGCAUCCACCUGGAGGUUAUUAUGGAGAAGCCGCUGCAGGUUUUCCAUGUAGAGGUGGAGGUCAAGGACGUUAAUGACAACCCGCCAGUGUUUUCCAGAACACAAAAGAAUCUGUGUAUUUAUGAAUCUAGCCCACUAGAUUCUAGGUUUCCACUAGAGGGAGCAUCCGAUGAUGACGUGGAAGCAAAUGCUUUGCUGACCUAUAGGCUCAGCACCAACGAAUAUUUCUCUUUGGAUGUAAAGACGAAUGAUGAAUUGAGUAAGUCUCUGUCUCUUGUCCUUAAGAAAUCUUUGGACAGAGAGAAAACCUCCGAGCUUCCUUUAUUACUAACUGCUACGGAUGGGGGAAAGCCCGAGCUCACGGGAACAGUAGAAUUAUUGAUAGAGGUACUCGAUGUUAAUGAUAAUGCUCCAAAGUUUGAUCAAGAAGUCUACAAAGUCCAAUUACUAGAAAAUACUGUAAAUGGUACAUUAGCGGUCCGAUUCAAUGCCUCGGAUAUCGAUGAAGGAAUAAAUGGUGAAAUUAUGUACUCAUUCAGUAGUGACACUCUCUCUAGUGUAUCCGCAAAAUUUGAAUUAGAUCCUAUCACAGGGGAAAUUAGAAUAAUGGGCCAACUAGAUCACGAAGAAAUGAAAUUAUAUGAAAUUAAUGUAAUAGCUAUAGAUAAAGGAACUCCACCAUUAUCUGGACACUGCAAAGUUUUGGUAAAAGUGUUAGACAUUAAUGAUAAUGCACCAGAGGUGGUAGUGACCUCACUAUCGUUGCCUGUUAGAGAGGAUGCCCCUCCAGGCACAGUCAUCGCCCUCAUCAGUGUGUCUGACCGUGACUCCGGCGCUAACGGGCAGGUGACUUGCUCGCUGUCACCUCCUGGUCCCUUCACGCUGGUGUCCACUUUCAGAAAUUACUACUCGCUGGUCCUAGAGGAUCCAGUGGACCGUGAAAGAGUGUCAGCCUUUGAGUUGGUGGUGACAGCCAGAGAUGGCGGGACUCCGGCUCUGUGGACCACGGCCAGCGUGUCAGUAGACAUCGGUGAUGUGAACGACAAUGCACCUACUUUCGAGAGGCCUGUGUAUACUGUGUUCGUGAAGGAGAACAACCCUCCCGGCUGUCACAUCUUCACUGUGUCGGCCUCCGAUCCGGAUGCGCAGGAGAACGCGCUGGUGUCUUACUCUCUAGUAGAACGCAGGGUAGGCGAGCGUCCACUGUCGAGCUACGUGUCUGUGCACUCAGAGAGCGGCAAACUGUACGCUUUACAGCCCCUGGACCACGAGGAGCUGGAGCUGCUGCAGUUCCAAGUGAGCGCCCGCGAUGCGGGAUUCCCUCCCCUGAGCAGCAACGUGAGCCUGCAGGUGUUCGUGCUGGAUGAGAACGACAACCCACCGUCAGUGCUGUUGCCUCAGAUUGGGGCCCACUCCAGUGGCGGUCCAGUGACUGAGCUUGAUCCACAGUCGGUGGCUGUGGGCCAUGUGGUGGCGAAGAUCCGGGCGGUGGAUGCAGAUUCUGGUUACAACGCGUGGCUGUCUUAUGAGCUGCUGCCAGAGAUGGGAGUUGGGCGUAACCCUUUUCGCGUGGGUUUGUACACUGGCGAGAUCAGCACUACCAGGACCUUGGAAGAGUCAGAUGGACUGAAGCAAGUGCUCUUGGUGCUGGUGAAGGACCACGGAGAUCCCCCUCUAUCAGCCACUGCCACGGUGACGGUAUCUUUAGUAGAAAGCGGACAGAUGCUGAAAGGAUUAUAUAAUGUAGCCCGAACUGGGGCGGGCGUUGGGAAUGCUACUCUGGUGGAUGUGAACGUUUAUUUGAUCAUUGCCAUCUGCUCAGUGUCAAGCCUACUGGUGCUGAGUCUCCUGCUGUAUGUGGCUCUACGUUGUUCCGCGCCCCAUCAGUGGGCAUAUGGGUCUCAGAAGCCCACUCUAGCGUGCUCUAGCGCGGUUGGAAGCUGGUCAUAUUCUCAGCAACAGCGACAGAAGGUGUGCUCUGGGGAUGGGGUGGCCAGGAAUGACCUCAUGGCUUUCAGCCCCAACCUACCUCCAUGUCCUGGUUCCGAAGGGAAAGCUGAGCAACAGCGGGUUAGUUUAGCGCCUUCCAGUAAGAUGAGUUUGGAAACUAUUGUUCCUUGUUUGUUUUGGUUAUUGGGAGUGUUGCUAUAG